This is a messenger RNA of Triticum turgidum subsp. durum (durum wheat), 321 nucleotides long. Lineage: Eukaryota; Viridiplantae; Streptophyta; Magnoliopsida; Poales; Poaceae. The record is from the annotation of a GenBank genome assembly.
AUGUGGGGCGACGUGGUGGCGCUCGUCCGGCAGGGCCUGCGGUGGCGGCGGCGCAGGGGGAGGAGGUCUACGGCGCGGGUGGUGGACGAGAGCGCGCUCGGCCUCGGCGCCCACGGCGAUGCCGGCGCCGCCGCGGCGGUGGCGCCGAGCGUGGGCGGCGCCAUGGCCAGGGCGCUCCUGGCACUGGCGUGCGCCGUCCGCUUUGACGGCGAGGACCUGCCGACGGAGGAAGCCUGGGCGGCGAGCGUAUGGCGGCCACGGGCCGACGAGGUCAGCCACCUCAUGGUGCGUGAGAGCAUGCGCUAUGCCAUCUACGCGUAG